Messenger RNA from Oncorhynchus keta (chum salmon), 1227 nucleotides. It is a transcript of the gene ghrh, whose product is annotated as growth hormone releasing hormone. Gene Ontology annotation, molecular function: neuropeptide hormone activity; growth hormone-releasing hormone receptor binding; growth hormone-releasing hormone activity. The transcript is spliced from 6 exons. Gene Ontology annotation, cellular component: perikaryon; terminal bouton; extracellular region. Gene Ontology annotation, biological process: positive regulation of multicellular organism growth; adenylate cyclase-activating G protein-coupled receptor signaling pathway; positive regulation of cell population proliferation. Lineage: Eukaryota; Metazoa; Chordata; Actinopteri; Salmoniformes; Salmonidae. Bases 148 to 639 code for a protein of 163 amino acids. The record is from RefSeq and is a predicted model, not a curated record.
AUGGUUUGGUUUAAAAGGUUUAUUCAGAGAGUGAUGUCCACAAAAAGCUGUUCCAGCAUUUCUUCUGAGAUGAUGACCUGAACUGACAUCAAGGACUGCGGGAGAAGGACCCAAUAGAAUAAACUCACACUUAAUCCAGAACUAGUCAUGAUGAUGGAUCGAGCUGUACUGCUCAUUUUCUGCUGUCUAGUGAUGUCUGUAUCAGUUGCCCCACUCUACCCAUCUAUUAGGUUUGGUCAGAGGGACACGUCCAUCCGGAUGACCUCUAUAGAGCAUCCCAUGCAACUGCUUGAAGAAAACAGCACUCCCUUGACGCAAAAAGCCGAACUGCGAUCAGGAAGACAUGCUGAUGCUAUCUUUACCAACAGCUACAGGAAGGUUCUAGGUCAAAUCUCAGCCAGGAAAUUCCUACAGAGCAUCAUGGGAAAACGUCUACAAGAAGAAGGCCGGAGCUAUAAUGUGAAAUGCCAGUCAGACAUUUACGAGGGCAGCUACAAACAGGACCUGACAUCUGUUCAGAGAAAACAGAGUUACAGAGGACAGCAAAACAAUUUCAAGAUGCCAAGACUUCUAUGUAGUGAAUGUAAGCGAGGACAAAGUGAAGACAAGAAGUGUUUAUCUCCAACCCUAAUGACCUGAAAAUGUAAAAAUAAAAAAAAUUAAGCUAUUUUACUAUCAAAGCUUUGAGUCAAGAAAAUCAAUGUCCCUCAGUUCAUACACUCUGGCAAACAAUUGUACUAAAGGAUAUGUAACCAGUUUUCACAAUAAAGCAGAGAUUUGAUAUGAGUCUAGUGCAUUAAUUUUACUUCCUUCUACCAACUGAAACAAAUGCAUUGUAUAGGCACUAUUAUUUCAAGUACUUGAGUAUGAUAGAAUUAGUGUGUAUUGCACCAAUAAGAAACAGCAGUACACUAAAAAUUAAUCACCAUUUCUUUAAUUACAAAAACACCAGAUUUUCUAGGACUGCCCAUUUUAUUCUGGGGUGGGGGGCUUUAUUAUAAUGAGUGAAUAGCUCACACCCUCCACAUGUAAUUCAGUGAGGAGACAAGCAAAUAAUUACACUUACGAUGGAUGACCAUGUCAGUGAAGCCACCUCAAUCAACUUCUAUCAAAAGGCCUUGUAAAAUUGAUGGCUACAUUCUUGAUGCAAAUUUUUACAAAGCAGUGGUAAGAUGGGCACUGAGAAACAUGAAUGUACAAAAAAAAAAAAAUCCAUCCACAUUUCAU